Molecule: messenger RNA, 2050 nt
Organism: Poecile atricapillus (Black-capped chickadee)
Lineage: Eukaryota; Metazoa; Chordata; Aves; Passeriformes; Paridae
Product: TOX high mobility group box family member 4-B-like
Exons: 10
Coding region: 61-1854 (597 amino acids)
Biological process (GO): regulation of transcription by RNA polymerase II
Cellular component (GO): nucleus
Molecular function (GO): chromatin DNA binding
Source: RefSeq, a predicted model, not a curated record
GCGCCGCGCGCGCCCGCCGCUGGCGCCCCGCCCCUUCCGGCGGCGCUCCGCCCCUUCUCUAUGGUUCCUCCCCAUAUCCUCCCCGGGGGCUCCUCCCUUUCCACUUCCGGUGGCCGCUCCGGCCCGGUCCUCCAACGCCUCUCCGCUCUCCUCCGCCCUCUCCCCGCCGCGCGGGAAGCACCGGAACCCCUCGGGACGGCCCCAAACGCCGCCGCCGCCCGCCGCCAGCGCGGCCCGGAGGCCCGGCCGGCCCCGGAGCCGCCCUCACGGCCCCGCCGUCUCUAUGGUGGCGGCGGCGGAAGUGGCGGAGGGAGGGAGGGGCGGGGCUUCCGGUCGGGCGCGCGGCGCCCGGGGGGGGGCGGCAGCGGCGGCGCGAUGGAGUUCCCGGGAGGCAGCGAUAAUUACCUGGCCAUCACGGGCUCCUCGCAUCCAUUCCUGAGCGGGGCUGAGACGUUCCACACGCCCAGCCUGGGCGACGAGGAGUUUGAGAUCCCGCCCAUCCCGCUGGAGUCCGACCCCUCGCUGGCCGUGGUGGGACACUUCGAGGACCUGGGCGAGCCCGGCGGCGCCGCCGAGGCCCCGUUCGCCCCCGCGCCCUACGGCGUGGCCGGGCUGGAGCUGCCCGUGGGGCUGCCCCACGGCAUCAUGGAGCAGGGAACCGGCCUGCUCAACAUGGAGCUGGAACCACCCAUGGGCUCCCAGUUUGGCCCGGCAGCCCCGGUGACCAUCGAGGUUCCCCUGGGCGCCCUCAGCCCCGGGGCGCUGCUGGGCGGGGCCGGCGCCCUGACCACGCCCCUCACCACCAUCGACCAAUCAGAGCUCAGCUCCCAGCUGGGGCUGGGCUUGGGCGGGGCCGCGGCCACGCCCCCCGGCCCCGCCCCGGGCCCCGCCCCGGCCCCGCCCAGCCCCGAGCGGGGGCUGUCCCCGGCGCCCUCCCCCGCGGGGUCCCUGCAGGACGAGGAGCUGGAGGAUUUCCGCAGGCCCCCCGCCUCCGCCCCUUCCCCUCCGGCCUCCACCCCGGCGUCCAGCGCUGCUGCCACUCCGGCCACUCCGGCCACGCUGACCACGCCCAUGACGUCAUCCAUGACGUCAUCCAUGACAUCACCCAUGGCCACGCCCAUGACGGCACCAAUGGCGGCACCGAUGGCGACACCGAUGACGUCACCCAUGGCCACGCCCAUGGCCACGCCCCUCGCCGCCCCAUUGGCCACGCCCCUGGCCACGCCCCUGGCCACGCCCGAGCCGCCGCGGCGCCCCAAGCCCCCCAAGAAGGCCAAGAAGAAGAAGGACCCCAACGAGCCGCAGAAGCCGGUGUCGGCCUACGCCCUCUUCUUCCGCGACACCCAGGCGGCCAUCAAGGGACAGAACCCCAACGCCACCUUCGGGGAGGUCUCCAAGAUCGUGGCCUCCAUGUGGGACUCGCUGGGCGAGGAGCAGAAACAGGUGUACAAGCGCAAGACGGAGGCGGCCAAGAAGGAAUACCUGAAAGCGCUGACGGCCUACAAAGCGACACUGACCUCCCCGGACCCCCCCGAGCCCGACCCCUCCCCCACCCCCCCCGCCCCCACCCCCACCCCCGCCCCCACCCCCAGCCAGGAGGACGUGGAGAUGAUCGGGGGGGACCCCGAGAGCGAGGUGGAGUCCCCCCCCCGUGUGGAGCUGGUCCCGGAGUCCCCGGGCGCGGCCGAGUCCCCGCGCGGUCGCUGCGUCAGGGCCGGCUGCGAGAACGCGCCCGUGGCCAGCGGGGACUGGGACGAGGAGUUCUGCAGCAGCGAGUGCCUGGUGCGGCACUGCCGGGACGUUUUCCUGGCCUGGCUCGCCUCCCGCAACGCCGGCGUCGUCUUCGUCAAGUGAGGCCCCGCCCCCCCGAUUUGGGGCAUUUUCAGCACAUUUUGGCAUUUCCCAAAAAUCCCCAAAUUUGGGGAAAUUCAGAAUUAAAAGGUUUGGAGCAAAAGGAAAAAAUUUGGUUUUUUUUAUUUUAUUUUUUUUGUUUUUAUUUCGGGAGAUUUUGCCCCAAAAUCUGGGUGGGAAUGGUCAAAAAAAACCUAAA